Molecule: messenger RNA, 636 nt
Organism: Polyodon spathula (Mississippi paddlefish)
Lineage: Eukaryota; Metazoa; Chordata; Actinopteri; Acipenseriformes; Polyodontidae
Gene: b9d2
Product: B9 domain containing 2
Exons: 4
Coding region: 19-546 (175 amino acids)
Biological process (GO): cilium assembly
Cellular component (GO): MKS complex
Source: RefSeq, a predicted model, not a curated record
AACAAAAAUCGAAGGGUGAUGGCCGAGGUUCACGUCAUUGGGCAGAUUGUGGGAGCCAGCGGGUUUCCUCAGCACAGUCUCUUCUGCAAGUGGGGAGUCCACACAGGGGGCGCGUGGAAGCUGCUGUCGGGGCUGAGGGAGGGGCAGACCCAGGUAGAUAACCCCCAGAACGAGGAGAUGGCCUCCUGGUCUCACCCCAUCGACAUCCACUUCGCUACCAAGGGACUGCAAGGCUGGCCCAAGCUUCACCUGCAGGUUUGGCACCAGGACUCGUUCGGUCGCUGUGAGCUCUACGGCUACGGCUUCUGCCACGUGCCGUCCAGCCCGGGGCUCCACGAGCUGCAGUGUGUCACGUGGCGGCCCGUGGGCACGUGGCAGGACCAGCUCUCCCAGCUCUUCAUCGGGGGGGGGCCCCAGCUCAAGACCAACGACCUGAUCUACAGCGGGGCCGACCGCUACCGACUGCACACCUCCGCCAUGGGCAUAGUGCACCUGCAGCUCGGGGUCAUUCUCAGGCACUUUGACAGGUACGGAGUGGAGUGCUGACAGCGCAGGGAGGGGAAUCAGACUCCUACUCCACAGCUGCGUCACCCAGUCCUGGUUUUACUACCAGCUUGAUUAGCCACAGUGUGUCUA